This is a messenger RNA of Capsella rubella, 1336 nucleotides long. RefSeq names its product cytochrome P450 76C2. The record is from RefSeq and is a predicted model, not a curated record. NCBI's taxonomy places the organism in Eukaryota, Viridiplantae, Streptophyta, Magnoliopsida, Brassicales, Brassicaceae. Gene Ontology annotation, molecular function: iron ion binding; heme binding; oxidoreductase activity, acting on paired donors, with incorporation or reduction of molecular oxygen.
AGGUUCUGAAAACGCUUGACCAUGUCUUCUCUGGACGAACAUUUAGCGAGACGGUUCGACCCAUCGGCCACCACGAAGUCUCCAUAGCAUGGCUACCUUCGACGUCGUCUCGUUGGAGGUUAUGGAGGAAGGUAUUGGCGACAAAACUUUUCUCACGGGAGCGUCACAAAGCCACGAAGGCCGUACGGUCCAAGAAAGCAAAGGAACUUAUAAUUCAUUAUCGAAAGAGGCGAACGAGGCUUCUCCGUCGACAUCUCGUGCUUGCUUCGUCACAUCGCUUAAUGUAAUCUCAAACGUUGUCUUCUCGACCGACUUAGGUAGUUACGACUCAAGAGCCUCCCUGGAAUUCCAGGAAUCGCUGUCUCGUAUGAUGGAGAUCAUGGGCAAACCAAACCUCGCAAACUAUUUUCCGUGUCUCGAGUUUCUUGAUCUGCAAGGUAUCCGGAAAGGGAUGAAGAUGUGUUCCGAAAGGUUGUUUCAGGUCUUUCAAGGGCUCAUCGAUGCUCGCAUCGCGGGAAGAUCAUUACAGGCUAAACCUAGAGAUGCAUCGAUAAUCGAUCUGUUGGAUUCACUGCUUGAUCUUAUUCAAGAAGACGGAUCAGUCGACGUGAACGAUAUCAAACACUUUCUAUUGGACUUGUUUGUAGCGGGAACGGGAACGAACUCAACCACUGUGGAAUGGGCAUUGGCUGAGCUACUUCGUAACCCAGAGGCUAUGGCUAACGCUAAAGUCGAGAUCAACUUUAUUGUUGGCCCAAACCGUUUCGUUCGUGACUCCAAUCUCUUAGAAUUUCCCUAUCUACAAGCUGUUGUAACAGAGACUCUACGCUUGCACCCACCGAGUCCAUUUCUGAUCCCACGGAAAGCUGAGUCAGACGACGCAGAGAUAUUAGGGUACCCCAUUCCUGAAAAUGCUCAGAUUGUGGUAAACGCUUGGGCAAUAGGACGAGACCCGACCGUUUGGGAAAACGCGGAACGGUUCGAGCCAGAGAGAUUCUUGGGAAGAGACAUUGAGACGAUAGGUAAAGAUUUCGAGAUGAUACCGUUUGGAGCUGGACUAAGGAUAUGCCCUGGAAUAUCGCUGGCUUUGAGGAUUGUGCCUCUCAUGCUUGCUUCACUUAUCUAUUCGUUUGAAUGGCAUCCUAAAAACCUCAAAAACAUGUUCGUUCCUGAGGAUUUCAACAUGGACGAGACUUUCGGAUUUACCUUGCACAAGACCAGACCAAUUUACUCCGACACCCUCGAGAAAGCGUACAAUUAUUUCUAUUAAUUAGUCUUUCGUAAUUUCUUCUCCUUGUUUCUGUAAUUUCUUACUGAAAUUUCUUAAUAAAUAAGA